AUGGAUAAUCCUAGUCAGUGGACAAUUCUAUUUAAGCAAGAGGAGGGCUCCCUAUGCCAUGAUCCAGAAGGCUGGGGACCCUUCUCAGACACUCGAGUACCAGACUUUACACCAUGUUUCGAAGACAGUGUGGUAAUGCUCGCACCUGCGGCAUUCCUUAUUGUCUUUGGUCUGGUUCGUGUCUGGACUCUAUCAAAACGUGAAUCUUUACCCGCAGAUUAUAUCCGCAACUGGCUUUAUUACACCAAAUUGACUUUCUUGGGAGCCUUGUUUGUUACUCUGGUAACCCAAGCUGUCAUCACAUUUUCCAACGGCAGCAUCCUUAAUGAUGCCCAAAAAUUAUCCCAAAUCGUACAAAUCUUGGUCCUUGGAUUCGCUACUGGACUUCAUCAAUUAGAGUACACUCGUAACCGAAUUCCAUCAGCCGUCCUGUUAUUCUACUGGCUAUUUGUCCAAUUUGCCAAUGCCACCAAAUUACGAACACUUUUGCUACUCAAGUUGAAUGAGAAGAACUCUACACAAUUCGGUCUUUUUGUAACCAUCUCUGCCCUUUCACUUUUCAUCUUUAUUCUCGAGAAUAUCAAGAGACCAAAAUCCCAGUACAUCAUGUUGGAGGACGAUGAGCAUGAAUGCCCGGAGUUGAAUUCUUCCAUCUUUGGUCGCCUUACUUUUGAUUGGAUGACACCCCUCAUGCGCUUAGGUUACCAGAAACCAUUGGUUAUGGAUGAUUUGUGGGAUCUUAAGCAUGACGAUCAGUCUGAAGUUAUUGGUAAAAAGUUCCAAGCCAACUGGGACAUUGAGAUGAAGAAAGAACAUCCAUCGUUACUUCGUGCUCUUGUAAAGUCACUUGGUGGUCCUUUCCUUUUGGCAGCCGUUUUCAAAAUAUUUCAAGACAUUUUACAGUUUACUCAGCCUAUUUUACUGCGCGAAUUGAUGGGAUGGGUUGCUAGCCACUCUGGUGAUGAACCUGAACCAGUCUAUCGCGGUGUCCUGAUCUCUGUCGCCAUGUUCGUUACUGCUAUCACACAAACAAUGUUCUUGCACCAGUACUUCCAUAGAUGCUUCUUGACCGGAAUGCGUUUGCGCGCAGCCCUGGUUACUACAAUUUACGCAAAGACCUUGGUGCUCAGUAAUUCUAGUCGCCAAAAAUCUACUGUUGGAGAAAUUGUCAACCGUAUGAGUGUCGAUGCCCAGCGAUUAAUGGAUCUGUGUACUUACUUUCACAUCGUAUGGAGUGGUCCUUUACAGAUUGUAAUUGCAUUGACUUUACUAUGGAAAACAAUGGGUCCAAGUAUCUGGGCUGGUGUAGCCAUUCUUAUCUUGGCAAUUCCUCUUAAUACUUUCCUGGCCAAAAAAAUGAGAAGCUUACAAAAGUCUCAGAUGGCCAAUAAGGAUGCCAGAGUCAAACUGAUGAACGAAAUCCUGAACGGUAUCCGUGUCAUCAAGUUGUACGCAUGGGAAACCCCCUUUUUGGAAAAGAUCAGCUUUAUUCGUAAUGAUCUUGAAUUGGCUACCCUCAAGAAGAUUGGUACUCUUUCAGCUGCCCAGAGUUUCACUUGGACUUCAAUUCCUUUCUUCGUAUCCUUGUUAACCUUUGCUCUGUAUGUCUCAAUCUCAUCCCAGCCUUUGACCAGUCAGGUCGCCUUUGUUGCAAUUGCGCUCUUUGGUCUUCUCCAAUUCCCAUUAUCCGUAUUCCCCAACGUCAUCACAUCAACUAUCGAGGCAUCUGUCUCUCUCUACCGUAUCGAAGAUUUCUUGUCUUCUGAAGAGCUGGACCCCUCCGCAGUACAACGCGAGGACUUCCAUUAUUUGCCAAACUGGACCCCCGAAAUCCCUCUCGUUGAAGUCCAGAACGGUACAUUCACCUGGUCUGAAAAGGAAACUCCUGUCCUGAAAAACAUCGAUCUCCAAGUUAAAAAGGGCCACGUUACUGCUGUUGUGGGACGAGUGGGAUCCGGAAAGUCAUCUCUGAUCAGCGCUUUGUUGGGUGACACCGUCAAGGUGAACGGCACAGUCACUCUUCGUGGCUCGGUGGCAUAUGUACCCCAGCAACCUUGGGUCAUGAACGCUACAUUACGUGACAAUAUUGUAUUCGGUCAUCGUUGGGACGGUGAAUUCUACGAACGCGUUAUUGAUGCUUGCUCGCUCAAGAGCGACUUUUUGAUGCUCGCUUCUGGUGAUCAGACCGAAAUUGGCGAACGUGGUAUCAACCUCUCGGGUGGACAAAAGGCUCGCGUUUCCUUGGCCCGUGCUAUCUAUGCCAGAGCUGAUAUCUAUCUUCUUGACGACCCCCUCAGUGCUGUUGACGCUCACGUUGGCCGACAUAUAUUUGAUCAUGUCGUUGGACCCAACGGCAUUCUGAAGAACAAGGCCCGUAUUCUUGUUACACACGGAAUUUCGUACCUUCACCAGGCUGACCAAGUUGUCAUGCUCAAGGAUGGUGUGAUUGGAUCCCAAGGAACCUUUGAUGAUCUGAUGAGCCAACGCUCUGAAUUGUAUGCCCUCAUUACUGACUUUGGAUCCCAGCUCAACAAGGACCAGUCUGGCGAAGUGCAGGAACAAGUUAUCGAAGACGACAUCACUGUGAAUGAUAUGGGACGUAGCGAAGAAGAGAUCAGCCUCAACCAAAGCAUCGAGAACACCGUACGUCGUGAGAGACUCAUGAGCACUAGCAGCAGUAACAGUGGCCUUACCUUGAGACGUGCAUCCGUAGUCUCUCUUCAACGCAAGGCAAAGGCAGCUGCUCGUGGCGAGGACGCCGGAAAGCGAUUGAUGACCGUUGAAGAAAGUGCAAAGGGAAGCGUCGAGUCCGAUGUUUACAAGCAGUAUGCAAAGUCAUGCUCGAUUGUCGGUGUCGCCUUUGUCUUGUUAUUCCAGAUCUUGGCCCAGUUCUCCCAGGUCGGAACCAACCUCUGGCUUAAGCAUUGGAGUAGCGACAACGAAGCAAGUGGAGGAAACGAUCAUGUAUGGAUGUACCUCGGAGUGUAUGCUAUCAUUGGUUGGUCAUCUACCAUUUUCACCGUAAUCCAGUCUCUCCUGCUUUGGAUCUUCUGCGCCAUUCGAUCAGCCAAGGUUUUGCACUCCAAGAUGCUUGAUACUGUAAUCCAUUCGCCAAUGUCCUUCUUUGACACUACACCACUCGGACGUAUCCUGAACAGAUUCAGCAAAGACCAACACACUGUCGAUGAAAUCCUUCCUCGCACAUUCCAGGCCUACUUCCGAGUCUUGUUCUCCGUAUUCUCCAUUGUAGUCAUCAUCUCAGUCUCGACUCCCUUUUUCCUGGUCUUGAUCAUCCCACUUGGUUUCAUUUACUCAUAUGUCCAGCGAUACUACCUUGCUACUUCUCGUGAGCUCAAGCGACUUGAUUCGGUCGGAAAGAGUCCUAUUUACUCUCACUUCCAAGAAACUAUCUCGGGUGUAUCUACUAUCCGUGCAUAUGCCCAGCAAGAUCGCUUCAUUUUCGAAAACCAGGGCAAGCUUGAUGACAACCAGCGCGCUUACUACCCCUCUAUUGCUUGCAACCGUUGGUUGGCCGUCCGCCUCGAGUUCCUUGGUUCUAUCAUUCUUUUUGGCUCGGCAAUCUUUGCCGUCAUUGGUGUUGUGUAUGGCACCAACUACGUCGAUGCCGGUCUGGUCGGUUUGAGUGUUUCUUAUGCUAUGAGCAUCACUCAGGCCCUCAACUGGGUCAUUCGCUCUUUCUGUGAAAUUGAAACCAACAUUGUAUCGGUUGAACGUAUUAAGGAAUACAUAGAGCUUCCUACCGAGAAGUACGACGCUGUCCGAAACGUCAACCCUCUUUGGCCCGAGAAGGGUGUGAUUGAAUUCAACGAUUACUCGACUCGUUACCGUCCCGGACUUGAUCUUGCCUUGAAGGGAUUGUCAUUUAACAUUGCGGCCAGAGAGAAGAUCGGUAUUGUUGGUCGCACUGGUGCUGGAAAGAGUUCAUUGAGUUUGAGUCUGUUCCGUAUCAUUGAGGCUGUCAGUGGUAACAUUGUUAUCGACGGUGUUGAUAUUGCCACACUUAGACUGUUUGAUCUUCGUUCUCGCUUGACCAUUAUUCCUCAGGACCCUGUUCUGUUUGCCGGUACUGUCAGAGAGAACCUGGAUCCCUUUGGUGUAAGCGACGACGCUCAACUUUGGGAGGCUCUCCAGAACGCCCAUCUUCACGAAUAUGUUUCCAAAAUGGAUGGCAAGCUCAAUGCAGUUGUGCUUGAAGGUGGUGAUAACUUUUCUGUCGGCCAACGUCAGUUGAUUUGUCUUGCCCGAGCACUUUUACGUCGUACAACUGUCUUGAUCUUAGAUGAAGCUACAGCUGCUAUUGAUGUUGAAACAGACUCUAUCAUUCAAGAAACUAUCCGUUCUCAGUUCGCCGACUGUACCAUCUUGACAAUUGCUCACAGAAUCAAUACUGUUAUGGACUCUGAUAGAAUUCUUGUCCUCGAUAAGGGCCAGAUUGCCGAAUUCGACGCUCCUCAGUCACUCUUGUACAAGAAAGACUCGAUCUUCUAUUCCAUGUCGAAGCAAGCUGGUUUGAUAGAGUAAUAUAAUAUUUAUUAUUCCCCUCUUUCCCCUUCCCCUACCCCCUUUAUCUUCUGCUUCAGGGAUCAUGAUCAUUUUUCGUUUUUUCUUUCUUCCUUUAAAGAAAUUAAUUUCUUCAUGUAAAACCCCUAUUGUGCAACAAGUACUACAUACACAGAUUAUUCAUAUUUUUGAAAAAUAUUUAAUUGCCUACAGUCUAAAUUUUGAAAAAUAAGUGCGUGCGUUUGUCUGUUU
Phycomyces blakesleeanus NRRL 1555(-) is the source of this 4773-nucleotide messenger RNA. RefSeq lists its product as hypothetical. The coding region runs from base 1 to 4542 and encodes 1513 amino acids. Gene Ontology annotation, cellular component: membrane. The transcript has 16 exons. Lineage: Eukaryota; Fungi; Mucoromycota; Mucoromycetes; Mucorales; Phycomycetaceae. The record is from RefSeq and is a predicted model, not a curated record. Gene Ontology annotation, biological process: transmembrane transport. Gene Ontology annotation, molecular function: ATP binding; ATP hydrolysis activity; ABC-type transporter activity.